CAAUCCAUCUGGAUCUCUGUCAACACUUCGGAGAGAGAGAAGGCCUAGACUGGGCCUAACAUUCAUCAAGGAGUGUAAUCUUUUGACUAGGUUGUCUUCGUUUUAUUUGUGACCUACGAGAAUUUUGCCUUUUAUUUUAAACUAGAUCUAUUACAAUUUUCCCCCCAAUAACAAAUUGCUGUUGAGGAGACAUCAUGGGUGAUGAUUCAGAGUGGCAGAAGCUACCAACAGAAGAGAAGUGUCAACAUAAGGUAUGGAAGGCUCGAGUGGCGGGAUAUGAGGAAGCCACAAAACUGUUCAGAGGUCUGGAUGAGAAGAGCCAGGAGUUCUCCCGUUAUGCUGGCUUGAUGAAAAAGUUUGUCACCGACAGUAAUGCAGUGGCUCAAGAGAAAGGCUUGGAUGCUGUUUUGGCAUUUAUUGAAAAUGCCUCAACGAAUAUAUGUGGAAGGACAUGUCAUGAUGUUGUGUCUGGGGUUGUGACAAAGUGUCUCAAUGCCAGCAAACAGAAAACCAAGGAAAAGGGCAUGGAAAUCAUUAUGCUGUAUGUAGAAGCUGAGAAGCCAGAUAUUGUGCAGGAGUGCUUGAUGACAGGGAUGGAGAACAAACAACCAAAGGUGGUUGUUGGCUGUGUGCAGACCGUCACUAUGGCUUUGAGAGACUUUGGCACAAAGGUGAUUCAAGUGAAGCCUCUGCUAAAACUUUUGCCCAAACUGUUGGACGACCGGGACAAAAAUGUGAGAGAGGAGACAAAACAGCUUGUCAUCGAGCUCUACCGCUGGAUUGGGGCUGCCCUCAAACCUCAGAUGACCAACUUUAAACCUAUACAGGUGCAAGAAUUUGAGGGAGAGUUUGAGAAGCUGCCGCCUGGGAAGCCAGUACAGUCAAGGUUCAUGAGAUCACAGCAAGAACUAAAGGCCAAAAUUGAGGAGCAGGCUGCGGCUGCCGAAGGCACUGGGGACGGAGGUGGUGAUGGAGGCGCUAAUGAAGAAGAAGCCAUUGAUCCAUUUGACUUGAUGACUGCUGUAGAUAUCUUAGAGAAGUUGCCAAAGAACUUUUAUGAACAAAUUGAAGCGAAGAAGUGGCAGGAGAGAAAGGAAGUACUGGAAGCUGUACAGAAAUUGUCUGAGAACCCCAAGCUGGAGAAUGGAGACUACAGUGCUCUACUCAGGGCCGUCCUCAAGGUGAUUGCAAAGGACACGAAUGUCAUGUUGGUGGCCCUGGCUGGAAAGACUGUUAGUGGAAUCGCUAACGGUUUGCGCAAGAAAUAUCAGCCCUAUGCUGUCAUGUCUGUGUCCACUAUUCUGGAAAAGUUCAAAGAGAAGAAGGCUGCUGUUGUGGCAGCCCUGCGGGAUGCCAUUGAUGCCAGCUUCCAGGCUACCAAUCUGGAGGCUAUCAUGGAAGAAGUGACUGCUGCCCUGGACAACAAGAACCCGUCCAUCAAAGCCGAGACAGCAUUAUUUCUUUCUCGCUGCUUUGCUCGCUGUACCCAGAGUUCCCUACCCAAGAAAAUGCUGAAGGCGUACUGUGCCCCUCUGUUGAAGACGGUCAAUGAGUCUGAUCCUGCUGUGCGCGAGGCGUCCUUCCAAGCUCUGGGCACCGCCAUGAAGGUCGUCACUGAGAAGAAUAUCGCACCCUUCCUGGUGGAUGUAGAUAACAUCAAAAUGCAGAAGAUCCAGGAAAGCUGUGAAAAGGCUGUGUUACUCAAUGCUAAAGGUGAGCCCCGUGGCGGUGGGGGUGCGUCUGCUGCUCCUGCAGCCGCCCCAGCCAAACGUCCGUCCACCGCGCCGCCCGCCAAAUCCGGCAGUGAGGAACCCAAACCAGUGAAGCGACCGGGCACUGCCAAGCCAGCUGCUGGUGGUGCUGCCAAAGCAAAGCCAAAGGCGAAAGCUCCGCCUAAAAAAGGCAAAAAGGGACCUGUUGAAGAAAAAAUGGAAUCUGUCCUGAGUGAUGAAGCUGUUGAGGAGAAAGCGCAGGAUUUCUUACCUGGCGACACGCUGACCAACCUGGCCAGUGCCAACUGGAAGGAGAGACUGGCGGCUAUGGAGGGCAUGGUGAAGGUUGUGAGCAGCACCGGCAAAGAUGACAUCCCUUGCCAGGUGUGCAUCAGAGUACUCAGCAAAAAGCCGGGACUCAAAGAGACCAACUUCCAGGUUUUGAAACUGAAGCUAGAACUAGUAGCCCACCUGUCAAGAAACGCAAAGUUCACCAAGCGCUCGGCAGAGUUCUGCCUGGCAGACAUCGUGGAUAAACUUGGUGAUGCCAAGAAUGGUGCUGCAGCCAAGGACUGUCUGACUGGCAUGUCAGAGGCGCUCGGCCUGGACUUUGUCUGUACUGAGGCCAUGGCCAGAGCCUUUGAAAAUAAGAACCCGAAGAUCCAACAGGAAGCUCUGACCUGGCUGUCAACUGCUGUCCAGGAGUUUGGCCUCAAAAUCAAUGUGAAAGGAAUUCUCCCUGUGGUCAGCAAGGCCCUGGCAGCUACAAACCCGGGUGUUCGUUCAGCAGCCAUUGCCCUGUUGGGCGUCAUGUACAUGUACAUGGGGGACACCCUCCGAGUGCUCUUUGACAAUGAGAAGCCAGCCCUCCUGCAGCAGAUCGAUGCCGAGUUUGAGAAGGUGAAAGGAGUAAACCCACCAGCUCCCACUCGGAAAGUGAUGUCUGCUGGAGGGAAAGAUGAUGAGGAGGAUGAAGAUGGGGAGGAAAAUGGGGAGGAGAAUGAGGGGGAGGUACCGGUGCAGGAUCUGGUGCCCAGAAAUGACAUAAGUGAGAAGAUCACUGAGGCCCUCUUGACGGAGCUGGCCGACAAAAACUGGAAAGUCCGUGCAGAAGCCCUUCAAAAAGUCACCACCAUCUUGUCCGAAGCCAAAUUUGUCACGCCCAACUUGGGCUCCUUACCAGAAGCACUGAAGGCAAGAUUAGGGGAAUCCAACAAAAAUCUGCAAAUGGUCACAAUAGGCAUCCUCCAGACUCUGGCGACAGCGUUGGGUCCACACUGCAAAGGUCACGUCAAGGUUGUUGGGCCGGGACUACUUGCCUGUUUGGCCGACUCCAAGCCUGCCCUGAGAGAGAAGGUGGUUGCGUGUCUAAACGCCUGGGUAGAAAACACAUCUCUUCUCCCUCUAGUGGAGUGUGAAGCGCUCCACGAUGCUCUCAAAAUGGAGAACCCAUUCUUAAAGGCUGAGCUAUUGGGCUGGCUAUCACUGAAGCUGCCCUCUCACAAACAACUGCCUGUGGAGCUGAGGGCCACCAUUCCCUCUGUGCUUGCCGCUCUGGAGGACAGAAACGCGGAUGUGCGCAAAAAGGCGGGAGAGGCUUUGGUUCCCUUCAUGAUCCACACUGGAUACGACGCUUUCCUUAAGGCUUUGGGCAAGUGCAAGCCGUCGAGCAAGGACCAGAUCCAGCCAAUGUUGGAGAAAGCGCGCGGAGAGCUGCCGGCUAAACCGGUCAAGACCAAGAAGGCGGCCAGUGCUCCAAGCAGUGGCCCUGCAGCACCCCGGCCCUCAGCCCCCAAGUCGGCCCCCGCUGCACCACCAGCAGACUACGAGGAGGAGGAUGAGCCUACGGCUGCUGCCCCGGCCAAAGCUGAAAGCAAGGCCAAGGUUGUCAAGGGGAAGGCUAAGGGCAAGGCCGCCCCUCCAUCGUCCAGCAAAAAGAAGGAAGAGGAAGACUUUGGCCCCACAAUGACAAUGACUGUGAUGAAAGAACAGAGAGUAAAGGAGGAAAAGGCCAUGAAGAUUCUGAAAUGGAACUUUUUAGAACUAAAGCAGGAGUAUGUGGAGCAGCUGCGCAACCAGAUGGAGAAAAAUUUCAACCGUGCUGUCAUGGCUGAUCUUUUUCAUACCGACUUUAAGAGCCACAUCAAGGCCAUCGAACAGCUGAUCAAGUGCAUUGAGACUCAAGAGAAAGAGACAAUCAACAACCUGGACUUGCUGCUGAAGUGGGUGACCAUUCGGUUCUACGACACCAAUCCCAGCAUGCUGAACAAAGCCCUGGACUAUCUGCAGCGCCUGUUCUCCCUGCUGUCCGACAUCCAGUACCAUCUGACUGAUUUGGAGGCGAAUUCUUUUAUUCCAUAUCUCCUUCUAAAGAGUGGUGACCCUAAAGACAACGUGCGCAGGGAUGUUCGCAACAUCCUCAAAAUGAUAUGCAAGGUUUUACCCGCUUGUAAGAUGUUCAGUUUCCUCAUUGACGGGCUCAAGUGCAAAGUGGCCAAACAAAGGACAGAACUGCUGGAUGAACUGGGCUGUCUCAUCGAUAGCUAUGGCAUGAACGUGUGCCAGCCGUCACCGGCUCAUGCACUGAAAAUCAUUGCUGCACAGAUCGGGGAUCGGGACAAUGCCGUGAGGAAUGCUGCCCUGAACACGAUCGUGGUGGCUUACACAAUCCUUGGAGAGACUGUUUACAAAUAUAUUGGCCAUUUGAAUGACAAAGACCAGAGUCUGCUGGAUGAGAGGAUCAAACGAGCGAUGAAGAACCGUGAGAUGAAGCCAGCUGCAAAGGAGCCAGUGCAGGCCCAGCCCCCGCCGCAGCAACAACAGCAGCGGCCAAAGACCACACCGGGCGGUGGGCCCAUGGCCAAAGCUGCAUCACAACCCAACAUGGGCAGUCGUCCACCGGUCAACAAGGCAUACCAGCUGGACAUUGAGAUAGAUGACUGGGAGCCCGUGUACCCCAGCCUCAUAGAGCUAGAUCUGGACUCCGUCAUGGCUCCCAUCACAAAGCCCAAGCUCAUGGCCCGUCCAGCGUCCCCUAUGUCAGCCAAGCUGGUCAGUUCUACGGACGUGUCCUCCAGCAUCAGCUCAGUCGUGGUACAGAUCUCGUCCGUGGACAUCAACACCUGUGUCAAGGCGCUGGCUCAGAUUGACGAGGUGAUGAAGGACCCGCAGAAAGUUGAUGCGCUGGCCGACCACGUGGACAAACUCCUUGUGGUCAUCACCAUGCAGAACAGGCUGGGCAUCAGCAUGCACGUACAGGACCCCUCAGUGGACCGGCACCAGGUGGUCUGUCUAUACCGCUGUCUGCUCAGCACUCUCAUCAGCAUAUUCAACAAGACAAGCCUGGGUAAAAAAGCAUCCACUCACAUCCUAAUGGACCUGAUUCAGAGUUUGCUGACCGUUCUCCUGGACCCGCACAUUGACCAACUCCAAGACGGCUCCCAGAUCAUCAAGUCAGUCAACCUGACAGUGGUCAAGAUUAUCAACAAGUCGGAUCCCACCAACAUCACCUGUGCGAACAUCGCCCUCAUGCGAGAGUGUCUCAAGAGUGACACGUGCUCUAAAAAGUUCCUAGAACUGGUCAUCAAGUGCCUGUGGAAGAACAUGAACCUGAUCCCGGCGACGAUCGAGGAGCUGAACUGCGACAGGCUGCUGUAUGAGUCUCACCUGUUCUUCCAGCAGUUCCCGUCCUCCAGCUGGCGGACACGACCCAACCUUGACCUGCCCAUCCGCACAGUGAAGACGCUGCUGCAUAACCUCACCAAACUCAAGGGACACAAGAUUUUGAGCCACACAGGGCUCAUCUCAGCCUCGGAGGAGUCAGAGGUGGAAGGAUAUCUACACACAGUGCUGGCCAAGAGCAAGACAGACGAAGGAAGUGCUGACAAAUCCAAGAUUCCGCCAAAGAACAAGCGAGUAUCCAAGACUCAUGAGCUACUCACAGAGAUUUUCAAAAAAAUUGGGACCAAAGAGAACACGCGAGAGGGUUUGAACGACUUGUUUGACUUCAAAAAGAAAUUCCCUGAGGCAGACAUGAAUCCGUUCCUGAAGAAAACUGCUCCGAGUUUCCAGAAAUACAUCAGUAACAUGCUGGCUGAGAUUGAGGAGGAGAGACGAGGCUCCAAAGCUACUGGUAACUACUCUCACAAUUCCAUCAGUGACGACUCGGCCAAUGUAACGUCCGAGGCCGAGAAUUUUGAUGUCGACUUCUACAGGGAAAAACUCCGGGAACUCCGAGCAAAAUGCGGCCUGGACAACAACUCUGGAGAGGGACAGACCAGUGACAGUAACAGGACAUCCGGCUCUAAGACGUCGGCCUUGGUGCCUGAGACAUCUGAUGGAGCAGAGACCCCAGAGACCGAGAUUCAGGACCGGGUGGCAGAAUCGAGACAAGAGGAGGAGCCCAGACAGUCGGUGGACGUCAGCGUCCUGAGGGCCCGGUUAGAUCGCAUCAAGAAGAUGUCCAAGUCCUGAGUCCUCCAGGCCUGAUGGAUGUGUCUUCGGAUGCCGCCCGCCCCUCACAGAACCACAAACCUCCCCCACCCCCACCCCCACUCUCUUCCCAACUCCUCCUGUCUGUCCAUGAGCAAGUUCCCGUGUGUUGCUUCGUGUCAGCCUGUGGGUCUUGGGCAGAUGUUUUACCCUCCAUCCAGUCGUUUGUGUCGACUUGUCUUACCGGUACUGUUAUGUCUUAUUUGGGACAGAAUGCACGGUGACAUGAUUCUCCCCCACUCAGCCACCCCCUUCCCCACCUGUUGCAAAGAGGCAACAACGUACGCUUUCUGCCGAGACUGGACGUCUGGUUGAAGAUGUUUCUCACGCAGUCAUGCUGUGUCGACUUUUCUCUAGUUUACUAUUUCUAUUAUCUCAUUUUACAGACCUAUAUACUGUUGGUGUUUUAUCCACCCAGCGGUAGGUUGGCUUGGCUUAUGAAGGUGUUACUCACUACAACGACAUAAUAGACAUAAUAAGUUGUUGGUUUUUUUUGGUUGAAUUGCUUAUGUUGGUGCAUGUAUACUUGCAUCUGCUCAGGCACAUUAGUUAUAAGCACACUUUGUACCCUCUUAUUUUGUGUGCACCAUGUACAUUUCGGCCGACACCUACUACUGCUACUACUACUACAUCUGCGUUUUGAGGAGCCCCCCUUCCCAUGAAUAUGUCAUCGUGAUCUGUUCCUUUGUGUCUUGACCCGUAAGCCAUACACACCUUGUGAAAUGUUCCACUCUUGGCGCAUUGUGUUAUUGUGUACUUAUACAUACGGGGAAUACAUCGGCGGAGCAAAAAGCGUGUCGUCGCUGUCGCAAGAAAAUUGAAUAACUUCAUUUGAUCCUGCUUUACCUUGGGUGAAUUUUGAAAAUUAGAAGGUUUUUUUGUUAAAUUUUGUUUUGUUUUUUUGCGACUGUGACAAUAUGAUGCUGUCAUAAAACAGUUCAUAAGGGCCCAUUUGUCUUUGAUUUAGUGUUGGUUUCAUCAGCUUUUGAUAUUUUGUUUUUCAAAGUGUUUGUACUUGGGGGUUUUUCCAAAGCAAAGAAGGUUGAAUGAGAGUUUAAUCUUCAAGAUUGACAUCAGUUUUUUCUGGGCUUUCUAUCAAUGGUUCCUUGUGAAUUAUUGGCUCUUAUUGAAAGUGGUUUGUUUGUCCUCCUGUGAGGAUAAAAAUGUUUGGCUGGUGCUGUCAUAUGAGGUACAGGUAUAUCUACUUUUAUUUUUUUCUCAGUUUCACUUGCCUUCUUUCCUCUUUAUUUCAACUUAUGUGUCUUUCUUUGUCUCCACUCUCUCUCUCUCUCUCUCUCUCUCUCUCUCUCUCUCUCCCUCUCUCCCUCUUUCCCUCUCUCUCCCUCUCUCUCUCUCCCUCCCUUGCCUAUUUACAACUUGAAAUGAUUAGUAUUAGGUUAUUGUGUUUCUUUUUUAUAUACACUCAUUAAACCCAGACUAAUUCAAAACUUUUUUCAGUCUGUCUUACAUUUGCUUGACCUAAUCGAGUACCAAUUUUGUGUCCAUGUGCUCAGCCAAUAGAACAACAGCAUCUGUGGUGUAUUAGCGGUUUAGGCUCAUUGUUGUUGCUUACGAAAGUUGCGCUUUCAAUUCCUGAGUGGGGAUAUUUUUUGGUUGUUGUUGGGUUUUUUACCGAAUAUCUAAGUCUGUCCUACUCAGCCCAGGUUGUCACUGACAGGCAGGGUUGAAGCAGCCCACCUCCUGAAUGAUCUACUUUGAGUAUGCGGGAUGUGAAUAAAACAUUUAUUAUAAAAAUUAUAAAAUCAGCCAACAGACCAAGUGAUGAACCAGCUCUUCUGCAGUUGUCUGAACCUUUGUUUAAAA
This is a messenger RNA of Aplysia californica (California sea hare), 8027 nucleotides long. RefSeq names its product cytoskeleton-associated protein 5. Gene Ontology annotation, molecular function: microtubule plus-end binding; microtubule plus end polymerase activity. Bases 195 to 6185 code for a protein of 1996 amino acids. The transcript is spliced from 46 exons. The record is from RefSeq and is a predicted model, not a curated record. NCBI's taxonomy places the organism in Eukaryota, Metazoa, Mollusca, Gastropoda, Aplysiida, Aplysiidae. Gene Ontology annotation, cellular component: microtubule plus-end; kinetochore; spindle pole. Gene Ontology annotation, biological process: establishment or maintenance of microtubule cytoskeleton polarity; microtubule polymerization; mitotic spindle organization.